CCCCGUUUACACAUCCCAUGGUCUUUUCAGUUGGAAUAUGCAGGAUAUGGGUCACAUUAUUUUACAGCAAAAUAAAUAUAAUAUUAACAGAGGCGUAAACACUUUUGAGGACUAGUGCUUAAAUCAUCUGCUUCCUGUUCUUUUUUUUGUAGCUGUUUCUCCAAAGAAAAAGCACAAUGUGUUUGUCAAAACAAUAGCAAGCAAAGGCCAAUUAAAUAAGGAAUGUUAUCAGUGAGUCAUACAGGACAUGAAACAGAAAACAGGACAGCCUUGUUUAAAAAAUAGAAAAUCAAAAGGCAAUACAUUUAUUCAGUAUUAAUUUAGAUCUGGAAAAGAUUUUCAGAAUGCUGGAAAACUUAUUGCAGAAGCACAAAAAAAAGGGCUAACAUCUCUAUUUGAUCUAAAAAUGACAUAGUUCUGUGUUGAGUUAAUGAGUUAUUAAAGCAGAGCUGAAACAUUUCGGAAAAGCAGAGAACAGUUAGUUUUGUGUUCUUCAAAGGCUCCCACUGUCCCCUAGCUCCUCCCUCUCUGCACCGUGUGACAACAACAACUCAUCCACAGAGCGGUGCUGCACUUUUCAGCUCAUUUUCCUCCUGUCAUUCCUCCUCCUAUCUUUGAUCAUUGUCCCCCUUCAGAAAAAAAAGAGAAAAACUCACUCAACACGCCUUUUUUUUUCUACUCUGGCUUUUUUUUUUUUUUUUUUUUUUUCUACUUUCUAACUUAACUGAGGAGCUAAACUCUGAAGGAUUCUUUCAUUUAGGGGUGUCUCUGCAGGCUGGCUUUUUUUUACUUUGAACUUCGGGCUGCUCUCCUAGGUGACCAUGGCCGUACCGGCUGCUCUCAUCCCACCAACUCCGCUCGUCCCGCCGCCUCCGAUCUCUACUCCCUCCGCCACCACCUCUCCGCCGUCCACAACUUCGUCCCCGUCUCCAUCCCUGGCUCCGCCAUCGGGAGCCGCUCAGAACCUGUUCAGAUCGGAGCUCCUCGCCACCAGCAGUCCGGGCAUGCCGACCCCGAGCGCGGCUCUGCCCCCGAGCAAACCCGUCUACUCGACCCCGUCGCCCGUCGAGAACAUCCCGCAGAACAACGAGUGCAAGAUGGUCGAGCUGCGCGGCGCAAAGGUGGCUUCGUUCACCGUGGACGGUUGUGAGCUCAUCUGCCUCCCGCAGGCGUUCGACCUGUUCCUGAAGCACCUGGUCGGCGGGCUGCACACGGUCUACACCAAGCUGAAGCGACUGGAGAUCACGCCGGUCGUGUGCAACGUGGAGCAGGUCCGCAUCCUCAGGGGGCUCGGCGCCAUUCAGCCCGGGGUGAACCGCUGCAAACUCAUCUCCAGAAAGGACUUCGAGACGCUCUACAACGACUGCACUAAUGCGAGCUCCAGACCUGGACGACCUCCGAAGAGGACUCAAAGUGUGACAUCGCCUGAGAACCCCCACAUCAUGCCCCACUCGGUGCCUGGACUCAUGUCUCCUGGCAUGAUCCCUCCUACAGGCCUGACAGCGGCCGCGGCAGCAGCUGCCAACGCAGCCAUCGCAGAGGCCAUGAAGGUCAAGAAGAUCAAGCUGGAGGCGAUGAGCGGCUACCACGGCAACGCCAACCACCACGGGGCUGACGGAGAGAAUGGAGACCUCAGCUCUGGCGUCGGUCUGGAACUCCCCUUCAUGAUGAUGCCACACCCACUGAUCCCAGUCAGCCUGCCCCCAGCCUCUGUCACCAUGGCGAUGAGCCAGAUGAACCACCUCAGCACCAUUGCGAAUAUGGCUGCUGCAGCCCAGGGCCAGAGUCUGCCUUCUAGAAUGGUCACUUCUGUUAUAAAGGGGUUGCAGGAACGUGUGCCAGACAGUCCAUCCCCUGCUCCUUCCUUAGAUGACAACAGAAGGCCUGGUAGUCACCCAUCAUCCCACCGCAGCAGCAGCGUGUCCAGCUCCCCAGCCCACACAGAAAGCUCUUCAGACAGGAUACCAGCACACCACAAUGGGCUGUCAAUGAACCAAGCCCUUCUAGGCCUGUCCCCCAACAUCGCCCCUGGGCCAAAAGAGGGCGACCUGGCCCAUGACAUGAGCCAUGAAGUGAAAAGGAUGCAUGCUGACAAAGAGGACAACUCCAUGUGCACCCCAACCGCUAGAGACAGCUAUGAGAGGUUGUCAUUGGCUGGACAGACUCUGCCUCCAGGUUUCCCAUCACCAUUUCUCUUCCCAGAUGGCCUGUCAUCAAUAGAGACUCUUCUCACCAACAUACAGGGCCUCCUCAAAGUGGCGAUUGACAAUGCUCGGGCUCAGGAGAAGCAGGUGCAGCUGGAGAAGACGGAGCUGAAGAUGGAGCUGUUUAGAGAGAGGGAGCUCAGGGAGACACUGGAGAAGCAGCUCGCCAUGGAGCAGAAGAAUAGAGCAAUCAUCCAGAAGCGUCUGAAGAAGGAGAAGAAGGCCAAGAGGAAACUGCAAGAGGCUCUGGAGUACGAAUCCAAAAGGAGGGAGCAGGUGGAGCAGACUCUGAAGCAGCCAUCGCCCUCAGACAGCAUGCGCUCCCUCAACGACUCUCUGACCCCUGAGAUGGAGAGUGACCGCAGCAGUGGAAGAACAGAUGCUGAAAGGACAAUACAAGAUGGAAGACUGUUCCUGAAAACCGCAGUGAUGUACUGAUAAGGCCGCAAGGAGCUGGAGGACAGAAAGAUUUUAUAACAAAAAGUAAAUAAAAUGAAAUAAAAGGACUGAAAGAGAAAAAAAAAAGAAACCAUGAAGGUUCCGGGGAAGACCCUAACCCACGCCGAUUUAGCUGAAGAGAGUUCAAGCUGCUCGUAGAUGGUAAUGCUGUGUUCAUCCCCCCCACCCCCCAAACGCUGGAGGAUUGUGAAUGUACAACAAAGAAGUCUUUCUCACCACGGAAG
Messenger RNA from Cyprinodon variegatus (sheepshead minnow), 2887 nucleotides. It is a transcript of the gene dachd, whose product is annotated as dachshund homolog 1-like. Bases 822 to 2642 code for a protein of 606 amino acids. NCBI's taxonomy places the organism in Eukaryota, Metazoa, Chordata, Actinopteri, Cyprinodontiformes, Cyprinodontidae. The transcript has 11 exons. The record is from RefSeq and is a predicted model, not a curated record.